GAUGCUGCCGGAAGCGGAAACGUCAUUCGUUUAAAAUCUCUAAAUCAGGUCAAAAACUGAAAAAAUGGCUAUGGUUGAAAAUUGGAAAAGUAAGCUUGAUAAAGCUUUACACGAGAGAAAUGCGUUUACAGACCAGUUAGAGAAAAUCGAAAAGAAAACGAAUGUACAACGUUUGUACAUUGUCCUGGGAUGUACGGCUUUUUUGGGUUUAUACUUGAUGAUCGGCUAUGGAGCACAGUUCAUCUGUAACUUUGUCGGCUUUUUGUAUCCAGCCUAUGCUUCAGUAAAGGCUAUUGAGUCUCGUGACAAGGAUGAUGAUACGAAAUGGUUAACCUAUUGGGUCACUUAUUCGGCUUUUGCACUUGUUGAAUUUUUCGCCGAUAUCUUUCUCUUCUGGAUACCGUUUUACUGGUUCUUUAAGUGCAUUUUCUUGGUUUACUUAAUGGUACCAACCUCUUGGAAUGGAUCGAUUUUUAUUUAUACAAAGUUUAUCCGACCCUUCGUCUUGAAACAUCAAGAGCGUGUAGAUGAUUUCGUUGGCAAAGCAGCAGAUACGAUGGAAGAUAUUGCUAAAGAAGGUAAACAUUUCACUAUUAAUUUUUUGUCAGCUGUUCAAAUUGGGUUAAAAUAGCUGUAUUUAAAUAUGUCGAUUUCGUUAGGUUUCAUUCGCCAUUUUAUUAGUAAUCCAUAUACAUUAAGCAUACGUUUUUAUAUCCAGUUAAAGGUGCCGCUACAGCAUCAGCCAAGACAGCUGCUGGAGAUGCUGCCGCUGCGAUGAGCAAACAGCAAUUUGAAGACUUUGGCAAAAUGGAUUAAAAAGUCUAUGAAUUAAUAUAAAUAUAUACAUAUAUAUAUAUUACUAUACAUAUGCAUAUAUAUAUAUAUAUAUUAACAUACAUAUAUAUCUAUAUAUUUAUAUAUGUAAUCAUACUAAACAUUUUGAAUUAUAUAAUUUAUAGUUUUAUGGACUUAUUUGGAACUAAAAAAUAUAUAUCCGUGUACACUUGGUAUACAUGCUUAGUUGUAUGGUAGUUUUACUAAUAGCUAUAUUGUCUUCUAGUCCGCAGUGUGUACAAGAUAACGAUGCUUUUUUAUCAAACUUGUCAUUGAGUUUAAGUUAAUAGUACUAUGCAAAUAUGUUAUGUCAGUUUAUAUUGUCUCACACUUAGUGAAGAUAUAUUUCAAAAAAUAUCGUAUUUCACCCUAGACUGUCUUUGCAGACUGCAACUAAAAUAGUUCAUCACUUUUUUCUUGCAUGCAGUGUUUUUUUCAUUUUUUCUGAAAUGCACUAUUUA
This is a messenger RNA of Dimorphilus gyrociliatus, 1295 nucleotides long. The record is from the annotation of a GenBank genome assembly. NCBI's taxonomy places the organism in Eukaryota, Metazoa, Annelida, Polychaeta, Dinophilidae.